Molecule: messenger RNA, 3303 nt
Organism: Diaporthe amygdali
Lineage: Eukaryota; Fungi; Ascomycota; Sordariomycetes; Diaporthales; Diaporthaceae
Product: karyopherin
Exons: 4
Coding region: 1-3303 (1100 amino acids)
Biological process (GO): protein import into nucleus
Cellular component (GO): cytoplasm; nucleus
Molecular function (GO): small GTPase binding; nuclear import signal receptor activity
Source: RefSeq, a predicted model, not a curated record
AUGGAUCGUCAACGAUUGGUUACUCUGCUCCAAGAGAGCCAGAUCCCCGACACACAGAGGGUCAAGGCCGUCACGGCAGAGCUCCAGAAGAACUUCUACUCCAAGCCCGAGUCCCUGCUCCUCCUGGUCGAGAUCGUCUGCACCAACGAGGAUGUCAACCUCCGUCAGCAAGCCGCCGUGCAGGCUGCUCGACUCGUCUCCAAGUACUGGGAGAAGAUACCCGCAGAGCAGAAGGCUGGCGUCCGGCAGCACCUGGUCGAGGCCACCAUGAAGGAGCAGCAUGCCAAGUGCAGACACUCCGAGUCUCGUGUCAUCGCCAGCAUUGCGAGCCUCGACCUCGACGAGAACGCAUGGCCAGACCUGAUCCCUUCCCUCUUCAGCCUCGCCGGAAACAACGAUGUCUCCCACCGUGAGGUCGGGUCCUACAUCAUCUACGCCAUCCUGGACGAGAACCCCACACACUUUGCUGAGAAGGUUCGCGACUUGCUCUCUCUCUUUUCCAACACCAUCAAGGAUCCUCAGAGCAGGGAUGUCCGGGUCAACACCAUGAUGUCUAUCGGUGCUGUGUUGAUGCUUGUCGAGCCUGAAGAGGACGAGGCUGCUGUCACAGCUGUUCAACAGCUCAUUUCUCCCAUGGUCAACGUUCUGAAGGACGCCGUGGAGAGCAACGACGAGGAGAAGACCAAGCAGUCAUUUGAGGUCUUCCAGCAGUUCCUUGCCUAUGAGCCUGUCCUUCUCGGUCCCCACCUGCGAGACCUCAUGGCUUUCAUGGCCGAAUUGGCUGCCAACAAGAAUGCCGAUCCGGAGGUGCGCUGUCAGGCUCUGGCCUUCUUGGCCCAGGCUGUCCGUUACCGCAGGAUGAAGGUUCAGGGCAUGAAGGACAUGGGCUCCCAGCUGACUCUCAAGAGCAUGGAGAUCCUCACCGAGAUUGAUGAUGACGAGGAUGAGGACGAGAUCACCCCGGCGCGGGCUGCUCUGUCCCUUCUCGACCAGCUGGCAAGCGAUCUGCCCCCGCGUCAGGUCAUCGUGCCCUUGCUCGAUGCUCUGCCCAAGUACGCAUCGUCCGCAGAGCCUGGCUUCCGCAAGUCCGGCGUCCUUGCUCUCGGUACUGUGGCUGAGGGUGCUCCAGACUUUGUCUCCACCCAGCUAAAGAUGAUCAUGCCUAUCGUUCUGCGUCUGCUCAAUGACCCCGAUGCUGGAGUUCGCCACACCGCGCUCAUUGGUCUGACUCGCAUUGCCGAUGAGAUGGCUGAGGAACUGUCCGAUGACCGCGACGCUCUCGUCGCGGCGCUGCUCAAGAACAUCCAGGCUGCUAGCGCCGAGACAUCUGAUGCAGACGCUGCCAAGAAGAACAUCGAGAUCAUGCGAUGUGCUUGUGCUGCCCUGGAUGCUUUGGCGUCUGGGUUCGACUCUGAUGUCAUGCAGAAGUACGGACCAGAGCUGAUCACCCCCAUCGGCAAUCUCCUGUCGCACCCCGACUUCAAGGUCAAGGGAGCCGCCGCUGGAGCCCUAGGUGCCGUUGCUGGCGCCAUGGAGGAGCACUUCGCUCCUUACUUUGAGAACACAAUGACUGCCUUGGGACCCUUUAUCCAGAUCAAGGAUAGUGAAGAUGAGCUUGACCUUCGAAGCGGCGUGUGCGACGCUAUGGGUCGCAUCGCCACGGCAGUAGGCCCCCAGAAGUUCCAGCCUUAUGUUAUGGAGCUCAUGAAGGCAAGUGAGGAGGCGCUCAACCUUGGAAACCCAAGGCUGCGGGAGACGAGCUUCAUACUGUGGAGUGCCUUGUCCAAGGUCUACGGCAAGGACUUUGCCCCCUUCAUCGCCGGAGUGUUCAAGGGUCUGUUCGACAGCCUGGAGCUCGAGGAGGAAGAGCUUGUCCUGAACCUGUCCGAAGAGGAGAAGGCCAUCAUUGGCACAGAGGAUGGCAUCAUCCAGGGUGGCAAGAAGAUCAAGAUCCGAGAACCUGAAGAGGGUGAGGAGGCCAUGGAAGAUGACGGCUUCGAAGACGACGAUGACGACGACUGGGGAGAUUACGGCGUCACUCCCGAAGCUAUGGAGAAGGAGGUCGCCAUCGAAGUCCUUGGAGAUGUGGUCACCCAUGCUUGUGGUCUUGCUGAGAUCUCGCAAUAUCUCGAGAAGGCGCUGGAGAACAUCACACCACUCGUCGAGCACAGCUACGAAGGCUGCCGCAAGGCGGCCAUUAGCACUUUGUGGCGGUCAUACGCCCGUGUCUACGAGCUGUUCGAGGAGCAGACUGGCACCAAGUGGGAGGCUGGCUUCCCUCCCAAGCAGGCUCCGUCAGAGACUCUGGUCAAGCUGGGUGAGAUUGUUUCUGCGGCAACAUUGAAGCUGUGGCCUGAUGAGACCGAUCGCAACGUCGUCACCGAUAUCAACCGCAACGUUGCUGCGACUCUGAAAGCUUGCGGGCCUGCUAUCCUGACGCAGGCAAAGAUGGUCGAGCAGACUGUUACCGUCCUGACCACCCUGAUCACCCGCUCGCAUCCCUGCCAGCAAGAUCUUGGUGACGAGGAGGAGCAAGACGCCGAGGCUGGGUCUUCUGAGUAUGACUGGCUCAUCAUCGACACCGCCCUCGAUGUGGUCAUAGGAAUGGCUGCCGCGAUGGGUGCUCAGUUCGGCGAGCUGUGGAAGAUCUUCGAGAAGCCUGUCAUGAAGUUCGCAUCCUCUCAAGAGGAUCUCGAGAGGUCAACAUCGGUCGGCGUCAUUGCUGAGUGCGCCGCACACAUGGGCGCGGCUGUGUCCCCGUACACGCCUGCGAUCCUCAAGCUCUUGCUCAAGCGUCUCACUGACCCCGACCCCGAGACGAAGAGCAACGCUGCUUAUGCAACUGGCCAGCUCAUUUACCACUCUACCGAUGCCAACACGUAUCUGGCAAGCUACACCGACAUCCUUACCAAGUUGGAGCCCAUGCUUUCCAUCGACCACGCGCGCCUCAAGGACAACGCGACAGGUUGCGUCUGCCGUAUGAUCAUCUCCCACCCUGAGAGAAUGCCUAUUGCCGACGUGCUCCCUGUCCUCGUUGGCCUGCUGCCCCUGAAGGAGGACUUUGAGGAGAACACGCCCGUGUACGAGUGCUUGUACAAGCUCUACGAAGCCAAUGAGCCUACCGUCCAGAGCCUGACACCAAAGCUCAUCGGGGUCUUUGAGAAGGUGCUGAGCCCGCCCGAGGAGCAGCUCCAGGAUGAGACGCGCCAGCUCGUGCAGCGCAUCGUCCAGAGCCUAUACAAGGCCAAGCCAGAGCUUUUCCAGGGCCACGAGCAGGUCCUGAAGGUUUCCGGUGCUGCUUAA